Messenger RNA from Vigna angularis (adzuki bean), 4156 nucleotides. RefSeq lists its product as uncharacterized. Gene Ontology annotation, biological process: mRNA 5'-splice site recognition; RNA processing. Gene Ontology annotation, molecular function: RNA binding. The record is from RefSeq and is a predicted model, not a curated record. The transcript has 4 exons. Lineage: Eukaryota; Viridiplantae; Streptophyta; Magnoliopsida; Fabales; Fabaceae. Bases 1511 to 4042 code for a protein of 843 amino acids.
AACAUCAAUCACUGAUUACUAAUGAUAACAUUUGUGAUUUUUCAAUUUGGAAAUUAGCAUGAAAUUAAAUACUUAAAAUUUUAAGAUUGAAAAAUACAAUAAAAAAUCACUGGAAUUGGUCUUUGACUAACAUUACAAUAAAAUCCUCUGAACAACAAGCAUUCACAUUAAAAACAAGUUCUAAAAUUAUUCAUUAAAUUAUUAAUUCCUUAAUUAAUUCAACGGAUAAUUUUGCAUUAAAUUCAGACAUUGAGAAUGACCAAAAGUAGUUUCUUUUCUUACGGGUUCUAAAAAUACUUCCCAGUACAAAAGAACUUUUAAAGAGAAUUAUACUUCCAUAUAAUCAAAAACAAGUCAAGAAAAGAACUUUUAAAGAGAAUUAUACUUCCAUAUAAUCAAAAACAAGUCAAGAAAAGAACCAGAACAAAAACAUAUAUUGCACAGGAAUGAACAGAAAAUUUAGCCUAUCCUAGACAUCUCAAACGUACUCUUUACAGCAAUUCCUUGCAGAAAGUGAUGUCUUGAAAGGUCUCUUGAUCAUCUCCUGAGUUCUCCAGUAUUUUUCUGGCUUUGUUCGUGUGUCAGAAGAUCGUGUGUGCGCGGUGCGAAUUUCCGUUAAGUGCUGCACUUCAACUGAUGUUAUUCACUCAGCGCACAGUGCGCUACACGAAUUUCCUUUUUCUGGUUGUGCGAAUUUUGGCUUGCGUUAUGUGAGAAUUGACUGACAAACUCCAAAUUAUACAUCAUUUUCUGUACAAUAAUUUACAUAACAAUCUACUGAGUAAUAACAUGAAUAAUUAUAAGAUUUAGAUAAUUUAUAAGUGUAAAAACAAUUCUUUUUCACACUUAUCAGUGAUAUAUUGGAUUGUAAGCUAUGGAGUACCAUACUUCAAUUUGCUUUCUCAAAUACCGAUAUUCUUGGAUAUUUAAUCUGAUAGGUAUCGCUGAAGUAUCCAACCUAUGAAAUGUCAAUAAUUCGUUUUUUUCCAUAGAUGCUUAUGCUUUGGGAUACUUAGUGGAUUUGUAUAAUUUUUAAAACAUUUUAUGAAAAUCCACGACAGCUAUAUGAAAGUACAGUAAUAUACAAACAUACAAAAAAUGUUAUCAAAAACAUAAGUUUUUCUAUAUAAAAGGAAUGAGAUCUAUGAAAUACUGAAUUUGACUUCAACAUGGAUAUGGCCGCCAACUUCAACGUUGACAUUGCUUAUAUCUUUGGGGAUCAAUAUAUUAAACAACAUGGCAAAAUUCUCAAUUUACAAUUAAGAUUUAUAUAAUUCACAUUUUAUAUACAAAUUUGCUAACUUUACAGCUUUAAUAUAAUAGUAGCCAACAAUGCACCAUCACCUAGUUGCCUCAAUUAAAUGUCAUGUCCAACCAAAUAUAUCAAUGUGUUGAAAGAUGAAAUCUGUUUUUAAACAGAUAAGGUAUCAAGCUUGUUCAAUCUGUUAUCGUCUUUCAGACACGUUGAUAUAUUUGGUUGGACAUAGCAUUUAGUUGAGGCAACUAAGUGAUGGUGUUUUGUUGGCUACAACUCAAGUGUUUUUCAGUUGAUGUUAGAAACUUGGAACAAUAUUUUACUUUUCCAGCUUCCACCUUAGACUGUAGAGUGUUUUUAUUUUUUGUGCAACCACAAUGUCACAUUUGCAGGAUGGAAUGUAAUUUGCUACGGUUCCUGUGUCAGAAUACAAAUAAUGGUUCAGGUCCAGUAAGUUCGGCUGGCUUUCAUGCUGUUGCCUUUUCAUAUGGAAAUACUAAUGCUUCCAUGGAGACAAAGGACGAUGAUGCUGAGUCUAGUUUUCGUCCGAACUUCCCAGUACCAGAGAGUCUACUCCAUAAUCUGCCUCCAAAUGAGAAAAUACAUCAGAUUAUUUCAAGGACUGCAAUAUUUGUCUGCAAACAUGGAAGUCAGUCAGAAAUCCUUCUUAGGGUUAAACAAGGAGAUAAUCCAACCUUUGGAUUCCUGAUGCCUGAUCAUCAUCUUCAUGCAUAUUUUAGAUUUCUUAUUAAUCACAAAGAACUUCUGAAAGCUGACAAAGAUGAUGGCAGCUCAACCGAGGACAUCAAUAAGACUCGGGGGCUUGAUCAAAUAGGUGGUGCAUUGUCUUUGCUUGGAUCUGUCUAUGGAUCCGGAGAGGAUGAGGAUGGUACAUCUGAGAACACUUUUGACUUUGGGAAAAAGGAAUGUGGGGGAGCUAUUGAUGCUGUUAGUACUUAUACUUCUCCUGGAGUAGAGCCGGCAGAAUCUUGUUCAGAUGUGGCCAAGAAGGAUGGAAACGUUUCUAAAAACGCAGUACCUUUGAAAGAAAAAGUUCCAGUCAUAAAGCGGAAUCAUUCUAUCAGUACUGUUAAGACUGCAACCAUAGUUAAAGCAAAAACAGGUGCUGGCUUGGAUUCAACGUCUAAUAACACACAGAACAAGUCGCAGACUUCUUUCCCCAGUACUGCAGCUAAGAUUGAACUGCCUGUUAUUGAACCUCCGUCUGAAUUAAAGAGAGCUAUAGAGAAGAUCGUUGAGUUCAUCCUAAAAAACGGAAAACAAUUUGAGGCUGUUCUUGCAGAACAGGAUCGUCCUCAUGGAAGGUUCCCCUUUCUUCUGCCAUCAAAUCGAUAUCAUACUUACUAUCUAAAAGUUCUUCAGUCUGUAGAACAGUCCAAGUUACGAGGCAAGGGCCACCAGAAGCACAAUCCAGUAGGUCGAGUGGUGGACAAUAAUUCUGGUGUACAUGAUGAAAGUGACAAUCAUUUACAUGAAUCUAUGGCUUCUGAUCUACCACAUGAUAAGGACCGAAAAGAAAAGUUUAAGAUGACUAUUGGCAAGUCAAAGAAGGAUGGUCAAGAUCCAAUUCCCAAAGACCAAGCUCAAAACACAGUUAGCAUGGAUGCAGCUGCGACAGCAGCUAUUCUUCAGGCUGCCACUAGGGGUAUGAAAAACCCUAAAUUAGAACUUUUUAACAAGACAUCAAGUGGUAGUGGUCAGGGUCUUGGAAGUGAUGGUGGGUAUUUAUCUAGCUCUGGGACUGGGAGUCUGUAUUCAUCCCAACCACAAGCUCUUGUUGAAAAUCCAAACUUAAUUGCAAAGCCUGGGGCUUCUGCUCCUGUUGCGAAGGCUAUUGCGGAAAAGAUAGCUAUUGCAACAGCAGGUGAAGCGGACUCCUCCGAAGCACAUAUGACUAAAGAGCAAAAGAUUAAAGCAGAGAGAUUGAAACGAGCAAAGAUGUUUGCAGCCAUGCUAAAAAGCUGUGUUGGAGCAAGUGAAUUGCCACGAGCUUUGUCAGUGGAACCACUUGGCUCUGGCCUUUCCGGUUCAGAUGCUGAGACUGUGAAUCUUGUGGGUAAAGAAAGGGAAGGAAGUUCUGUUCCAUUUGACGUCGAACAUUCAGAUAAAAGUCAAAAUUCUGAGAAGCUUUCUGUUGAUAAUUCAGAUAAAAGUCAGAAGAAUGAGGAGAAAGUUAGUGGUGAUAACGAACGCCGUUCAAAAAGAAAGUACCGUUCAAGACAUAGUAAACAUGAAGAGGAGGAGGAAGACGAGAAGAAAGAAGACCAAGAAGAUAAAAGACGACACAAACGAUCAGGAAAAAGACAUCGGUCUUCACACCACAGUCGAGACAGACAUAAGCACAAGAGAAAACAAUCCUCUUCCAAAGACGGGCAUUCUUACAGGGGGGUCGAGCAUGACAGUUCCUCUGAUGAUGAACAUCAACGUUCAAGGCGUCGUCAUAACUACGAUAGUUCCUCUGACGACGAACACCAUAAACGUAGACAUUCUCGCCGUUCUAAUAAACAUUAUAGUUCGUCUGAUGGUGUGCACAGGCACCGAAGCAGAAGUGUAAAGAGUGGGAGCAGAUCCCGUGGUGACAGAGAAACAGAGCUGGAGGAGGGAGAAAUAAUUAUGAAAUUGGAAAAGUCGGCAGUUGGACGUGGUAGCAGGGAGGCAUCUGCUGGAUUAUCCAAUGCAAGGGCUUCAUCUCAAUCACCUGAAAUAACUGAUGUUCCUGAUGAGCUCAGAGCCAAAAUUCGAGCCAUGUUAAUGGCUAACUUGUAAAACAUCUGUAGAUUGUAUUUACUUACUCUUUUUCCUCACCACGUAGCUAUUGUUACCUAACUUUUCCCAAACUAAAUUAACAAAAUCAACUUAGUACUUAAACAAGUUUCUUAA